Leptopilina boulardi is the source of this 2901-nucleotide messenger RNA. RefSeq lists its product as uncharacterized. Gene Ontology annotation, biological process: vesicle-mediated transport. The record is from RefSeq and is a predicted model, not a curated record. The transcript is spliced from 9 exons. Bases 187 to 2586 code for a protein of 799 amino acids. Lineage: Eukaryota; Metazoa; Arthropoda; Insecta; Hymenoptera; Figitidae.
AUGAUAAAAUUUUUGUUUUUAUAUACAUAUGAGGAAAACCAUAAUUAACCAAGAAAGGCUUAGUUAAAUAUGGAAUAAUUUAUUUUUAAUAUUGUUUAUUGUUGAUUCAAAACAAUAAUGCAUUGAAAACAGUAAAGAAUACAAUUUUUGUGAUUUAUAUAAAGCAGCAGAUUGUAAAUAUUCAACAUGGCAAAGGAAAUGAUGAUAGUAUUUGUUUAUAAUACAGCAAAAUGUAAAAAUGAGGACGAUGAUCCCGCUGAAUCUGUUAUGUAUUUUCAUCCAUCAUGGGUUUCACCGUCACAAAAAUUACUUUUGGCAGGUCAAUUAAUGGGUGUUAAUCAAUUUUUAAUGUCAUCAUUUUCUUCACCAUCUCUAAUUUCACUGCGAGGUGGAAAAUUUGUUUUAAAAAAAUUAGGCCAAUACGUUCUCGCAGUAGGUACAGAUAGAAAUAUACAAGAUUGGAUUUUACAAAGGCGAGCAAGCACUUUGGAAUCAUUAUUAAAAUUUUUUCACUGCGACAUUGAAACAAUAUCAACUUCACUUAAUAAUGACAAAAAUAAAUUUACCGAAAAAUUAUAUCAAAUGUUUGAAACAUAUUUGCCUAUAUUACAAUAUAGUUCAAGUUUAUUUUCCAGUAAUCCAUCUUUAAAAUUACCAAGGAGUGCAAGUCAUGUUUUUUUAGAAGCAAUUCAAAUUUUACAAAAUUGUCAAGAAAUAAAUGGUAUUAUGGGUGGAGCUCUUUUUUACAAUAAUAAAGUCGUAGCAUCUCAGUUAAGUGCGGAAAUUACUAAACAGUUGGUCAUAACGGAUCCUUAUCGAAUUAAGGCUCCAGCUGAGAGAAUAUCUACCAUGUAUCAUUUACCUGUUGGAGUACAACUUUUGUACGUUUACAUUGAGCAAAGUCAAAUUAGAAAAAUGAUUCAUAAUGCAAAUCUCGAGAGAAGUUACAGUUCUCAUUUGGCAGCUUCUAUUAAAAAAGUACUGCAUAAUAAGAAGAAUUUCAAGAAUAAUUCCAAAGAUCAACCGCUUGUUUUAAAACGAGAUAUUUCACGUAUUUUCACUGUACCAGAAGAGGGUGAACUUGAUUCAAUAAAUGAUAAUUCUUUCUUUAAAUUUCAAUCUGAAACUUCUCCAGUUAACCAAAAAGAAGAAAGUAUAAAGCAACAGCAACAAAUUCCCAUAACGCCAAGCGUUUGUUGUACACCACUUAAAGAUGUUCAACGUGUUUUACAUGGAACUGCUGUUUCAAUAUGUAGCACCACAGACGAACCAGAAAUGUGGACGGAAAUUGUCAAUAAAUCCGAUGAACGAAAAAAAGACUGCAAUGACAUUCCCGAUAUUGUGAAGGAAGCCCUUUUAUGUAAAAAAUUAAAUAAAUUAAAAAAUGCCCCAUCAAGUGAUAGAUUUAUUAAAUUUGACGAUAGUAAUAAUAAAAAAUGUUUAAGUUUAACUGACAUUAAACAUGAUACAAAUCAAGAUUUAUGGGAAUCAGAUGAUUACAAAUCGCGAAGAAAAACAAAUAAACGAUAUUACAAUACAAUAACUGAUCCUAAUUUUCCGGUAUUUAGAUCCGAUGGCGUACAAGUGACACAUUCAUUGUACAGUCAAUACAUUGCUUCUCAUUAUCAAGAAUUGAAUCAAGAUACAGAGACAUCGAAAUCUUCGAAAAGAAAAUUAAAUUCAUCUGAUAGUGAAAAAUUAAAAAAUGAUUCUAUUCUCAAACAAAAAUCAAAAAUUCCCUCUAAUUUAAAAUUACAAAAUAUUAGUAAACAGGAAGUACAUCGUAGUGCAUUAAGUCUUCCAUUAAAACCACUUAAUGUACUUGAAAAUGAAGAAAAAUCUAAAUCAACUGUAUUUGAAAAACAACGUAAACUCGAUGGUCUACAAUUAACGCCUUUAAUGUCAAAAUUAAGUCUUAUUAUUGAUGAAAAAAAAGGGGGAUUUGAAACAACACCAAGUGAAUUUCGUGAUUUUUCUAAUUAUUCAUCAUUAACAAAUAAUAUAAUUAAAAAUAAAUUUGAUUCAUUGACAAAUGAACAUGAAAAUGAUGAAAUUGAUUUUAAGGCAAAAAUUAAAAAUUCUGUGGAAAAAACUGAAUUAUUUUUGUGUGGACAUCAAAAUAUGGUUUUAAUGUUGUUAUUAGAAAAUGGAAUGUGCUCGGAUCCGGAACUUAUACAUUCUCUUUGGAGAACUUGCAUCAAUAAUUUAGGAAAAUUGGAAAUAUGCUUACAACAAUGUUUAGAUCCCUUGCCAAUAACUGAAAAUAAAGAAUUAUACAGUGUUCUCUCAGUUAAUUCCGAAUGGGAUACAACCUAUCGUUCCGGAUUGUGGGGUGUUACUGAACUCGAUAUAUUGGCAACACUUCACAAUAGAUUUUCAAAUAAAAAUAAUCUCACGGACAUAAUAAUAAGAAGCGACGAUGCAGUCGUUUAUGGAAAUCAAUGUGGAAAUGUUGAAGUUUUUUAUCAACAAACAUUGUCAUCUGGUACUUAUGGAGGACUUCCAACUCCUGCUGAUUUAAUGGGAAUAGUACCGCUUAAAGCAAAACGAAGAAUUGAAAGAGAUCAUGAUAUUAUAUUGUUGUAAAAAAAAAAAGAACAGACAAUCUGUUCUCUUGUUAUUCUAUUUCAAUAAGAGACAAUUUCUUUAUAACAAAAAUAAUAUUGAAUCCCAUCAAAUUUUUCUGCAGAUAAAUCAGAAAUUUAUAAAAUUGAAAAAUCCUAUUUACAUUUUUAUACAGUACAAUUUUUAUAAAAAAAAACAAACAACAACGCAAAACUCAUUUUCCAAAAUAGAAGUAAAACAAAAGCUAUAAAGAAAAAAAAGAAGAUUUAUGUAAUUUUAAAUUAAUUUAUUGUAAUUAUGUGAAUGUUUAUUGUUAAUUAUUAUUAAUGUGAAUUU